ACGAAUUUUGAAUUUUGUCAGCUACACUCACACAACUAUGCAAUCUUAUCUCAAUCUAAAACGAAUCAUAACAACAGUUAUUGGAUACAACUUCACAACAAGUUGGCCGAGCGAUCGUAGUCAGUUAAAAACCUAAAGCGUUGCGUUAAACUGCUGCGGAAAACAUUAAAAAAAAACGCACAAAAAACUAGAAUGUGGCCAAGUGAACAACUUUGAUAGUCGAAACCGAAAACCAAGCCAUGGCUAAUAAUUGUGUUAUAACAUUCGAUCAAAAUGAAUACGGAACUUAUUUUACGGGUCAAUUGUUGACGGGAAAAGUAAUUCUGACCCUAAAUAAAUCGAAAAAGUUCAAAGGUAUUAAAUUACAAAUAUGCGGUUAUGCCCAGUGUCAGUGGCGCGAACGACAUGGCCGCAAGAAACCCAUCUACAAAUCCAAUCUGAAACGCAAGCAUGUUUAUCAUGGUCAUGAAGAUUACAUUGCGUCGACAACAUUUUUAGUUGGCUCUGAGGGUGGUUCGGUUUUUUCCAUAGAAUCAGGAACACACACGUAUUCCUUUGCUUGUCCCAUACCCGUGAACUGUCCUUCGUCAUUUGAGGGAGCCUACGGGCAUGUUCGUUAUAUGGUUAAAGUUACCACCAUCCGACCGAGUACCUCCAAUCGUACCUACAGUAAAGGUUUCACGGUGCUGAAAAUGAUGGAUUUGAAUCGGGAAACGGAAUUACUGAAGAGUCCAGCCUACAACGAAAGCAUGGAGAGUUUUUGCUUCUUUACAUCCCAAACCGUGAAUCUACGUGUCGAUCUAAUGCAAACGGGCUAUGUGCCUGGCCAAAUGAUUUUGGUUAGUUCGCAUAUUCAAAAUAACACCAGCACUGAUGUCAAGAAGCUAAUGAUCUGCUUGAAUUUGCGAGCCACAUAUGUCUCGGAUACACCCUGCAUGCGAACAUCCAGCGAGAAAUUGUGUUUGGUGAAGAAAUAUUGCGGCACAGUGCCACGACACAGUGAACGAGAUUAUGCUGAAGUUAUACGAGUACCGGCCACACCACCCACCUGUGAUCACCUGAGUAAAGUCGUGCGCAUUUCCUAUGAAGUCUGUGUGGUGGCCAUAAUGAAUCAUUUGAUGCGUAAUCCCAAAUCCGUAAUACCCAUAACAAUUGGCAAUGUUCCAUUGAUUACUCCCAGUGCCCCGGUUGCCCAGCCCAGCAUUGAUGAUGUGCCCACAACAUCAGCGUGUGCCAUGCAAAGGGCCGAUGGCAACGACCACAGUUUGCUGAGUGAGGAGACUGAAGUAGAGUUUGAAAUGCCUCCUCCCACUUAUGAGGAAGCCAUGUUUAUGACCACCAACAUUGCCGAUGAUGAUGCCAACACGGUAAGUGAACAGGCCCAAUUUACUCCCCGAUACCCGGUCUUUGAUGUCGAUGAUGUUGUCAUACCCUCCAUGGGCCAAACUCCACCACCAAAUCCUCCGAUCAAAAAGAAGAAGAGAAAAAAGAAGACAAAUCCUCAAAUGGAAAAUAUUGAAAAGGAAAAGCCACCAAGAGAAUCGCCAGUAGAAAUAUAUGCCAGCAUUAUAUUCCUGGGCGAGGGCAAGGUAAAGUGGGAGGAGUCAACAACGUCUACGGAUGCCAAAGGCGUUGCUAUAACGACUACGAUUUACUACAGUUCUCAUGAAGUUUACAUCAGCAAUAGGACAACCGUACGCGGCCAGGGCACCUUACCCGUGGGCGUGCACACCUACACGUUUAGGAUUAAAGUACCCAUGGACUGUCCCACGUCCUGUGAGGGACGGUAUGGGCACAUUCGUUAUGCUAUUUCGUUAAAAUUAAAUCGUGUAUUACGUUUUGAUAAUACCUAUUACAAACCACUAACUGUCUUAAAAAGGGUCGAUUUGAACAAAUAUCCCACUUUCAAGCUUCCUCUUUUGACUGAACAAAAUGCAAGUUUAUGUUGUUGGCCCUGUAAUAGUGGCAAAUUAUUGUAUUCCCUGCAAACACCAUUUGGUGCCUACACUCCCGGACAAACAAUCAAGUUCUCGCUUGGCAUACACAAUAAUUCGAUGGUGGACACCAAGGGUUACCACGUGGAUUUUAUACAGAAAAUGACAUUCACAGCCCAUUCACCCAACCGCAGUCAUCAGUAUGAGAGACGUAUUUUAGUCAGGAAAAUCUCAACGGAUAUAUGUCGUCGUCUGACCAAUUGCAUAUUUAAUGGUGAACUCCGUGUACCCUCUGUGCCGCCCACAACUGAACCAGCUAAUAUUAUUUAUAUCGAGUACAAAUUGAAGGCAACAAUAAUAAUGACCGGUUGUCACAAAUCCAGGGAUGUAUCCGUACCCAUAUUUAUUGGCAACAUACCAUUGCUAGAAAGUUUACCCAGCAAUGCUGAGAGAAUGGAAAUGCCACCAAGUGCUCCAAAAAUGGCGACAGCAGAGGAAAAUUUAAAUCCAGAAAUGCCACCCAACUACACUGAUAUAAAACCACCUUCAUAUCGAGAGGCUAUGCAAAGUGAUACCCCCUUCGUGGACAAUGACGUCGAUAAACAUCAUCGUGUGGUUGGCUUUAAGCCUCUUUACCCGAUAAGAAGAAGAAUAAGAACAACACAUAAAAAGAUGCCGUCGGUGUGCACAUUUACUCUGAAUCAUCCCAAUGCCGUUUAUUAUAGUGGCCAGACCAUCAAUGGAACCAUUAGCCUAACUACGACCUCAGAGAAAAACAUUAGAAAUGCUCGCAUUAUAUUCCUGGGAGAGGGCAAAGUAAAGUGGGAGGAGUCAACAACGACGACAGAUUCCAAUGGCAACAGCACGACCAGUACAACAUACUACAGAUCUCAUGAAGUGUAUAUCAACAACGAGACCAUCGUCCGUGGUGAGGGCAUCUUGCCGGUGGGCGUGCAUACCUAUACAUUUACAAUUGUUUUGCCUCUAGACUGCCCCACUUCCUGCGAGGGAAGAUAUGGUCACAUUCGUUAUGGAAUUUCGCUGAAAUUAGAUCGUGUUCUGCGUUUUGAUAACACCUAUUACAUACCAUUGACUGUUUUAAAGACGGUUGAUUUAAACUUGAAUCCCGUUUUCAGACUUCCCCUAUUAGCUGAGAAAGUUGCCAGUUUAUGCUGUUGGCCUUGCAGUGGUGGUAAGCUAUUGUAUUCCCUGCAAAUUCCAUUUGGUGCCUAUACUCCUGGACAAAUUGUUAAAUACUCACUGAACAUACAAAAUCAUUCGAUGGUAGAUGUCGAAGGCUAUUUCAUGGAAUUUACUCAAAAAAUGACAUUCACAGCCCAUUCACCAAGUCGCAGUCAUCGCCACGAGAAACGCACCCUAGUUACAAGAGACUAUCCGGAGAUAUGUCGCCGUUUGACCAAUCGCAUAUUAAAUGGUGAAUUUCAAAUACCCUCUGUGCCGCCCACAACUGACCCAACGAAGAUUAUUUAUGUGGAAUAUAGGCUGAAAGUAACAAUGAUUAUGUCCGGCUGUCACCGAUCCAAGGAUAUAUCCGUGCCCAUAUUUAUUGGCAACAUACCGUUGCGCGAAAGUCUGCCAAGCAAUGCUGGAGGAAUGGAUGCAACACCCAGUGCCCCAGAAAUUACAAAAUCCGAAGAUAGUUCUGGUUCAGAAAUGCCACCCAACUAUAAUGACCUAAAACCACCCUCGUAUCAAGAGGCUAUGCAAAGUGAUUCCCCCUUUGUGGACAAUGACGUCGAUAAGCAUCAUCGUGUGGUUGGUUUUAAACCUCUUUACCCAGUGUAUUCAUAAUCGAUGGGGAUUUCAAUAGUGAAACAUUUUCUUAAAGAACUAAAUAUUAAACAAAAAAAUCGUAUUUGAGGUUUGAGAAUUUGUUUACGAUACUCAAACAACCACAUACACAUUUGUGAUAUAACGAGUAAUUAUAUAUUUUUAUGAAUUUAAAACUUAUACAUUUGUCAUUAGCGCUCAAGUUAUGAAAAGUGAUUUGAAAAAAAUUAUUACCACCACAGCCGAUAUAUAGAAAACGAAGUGGAAUGGAAGAAAGAAAGAAUAAGUCUGAAAAUGUUUUUUAUUCGAAAAAUAGGCAUGAUUAUUUUUUUUUUAUUAGAAAUAUAACAGUAGUCCUACAAAAUACCCACCUCAAA
Musca domestica (house fly) is the source of this 4102-nucleotide messenger RNA. RefSeq lists its product as uncharacterized. Gene Ontology annotation, biological process: protein transport. Lineage: Eukaryota; Metazoa; Arthropoda; Insecta; Diptera; Muscidae. The transcript is spliced from 11 exons. Bases 240 to 3746 code for a protein of 1168 amino acids. Gene Ontology annotation, cellular component: cytoplasm. The record is from RefSeq and is a predicted model, not a curated record.